GCGGCGGCCUCCCCAACAGCGGCGGCCUGCUGGCUCAGGAACGGGAGCGAUCGGCGUUCCGGCACGGACUGAUGGAACUGUCCCGCUGCCUGGCUCGCCUUCAGCCGACGCCAUGGCCCAAGGUGGCCAAGGUGAUGGCCGCCUGCCCCGUGGAGAUGUCGCGCGGCGUGUUCCGCAUCGACCAGCGAGGCCAGGACGCCACGAUGUCGCUCUGCGUGUACCUGGUCGAAUCCGGCUUCCAGCACCGCGAACGCAUCGUGCCGUACCUGAUGAAGCUGCUGCGAGGCCUGCUCAAGGCCAGCUUCGUCGAGGAGGUCAAGUACGAGCCCGACGAGAGGAUUCCCGUGAGGGAGCGCUUCUGCUUCCUGCUGCAGACGGUGCUGUCGGACGUGGCGUACUUCUGCGACGAGCUCGGCGAGGAGGUCACCAACUGCCAGGUCGACUUUCUCGGUGCCCUGGUGCGCAUUUGCGCCAGCGCUCACGCCGCCAGCACGGCCAGCACAGAACCGUCGAGUACCGCCGCCACGCUCAACGUCAAGGUCGGCCAGACAGUGGUCCCACUGAUAAUCGGCACGUGCCGCGCGCUGGGCCGCGCCAGCGUCGAGCUGCCGUUCCUCAUUUGCCGGAUCUUCCCGCCGCCGGAGAAGGUGGACUUCGUCGAGGACGAGCUGGGGGUCGAGAGCUACGCCAGGAAGAAACGGCGCGCCGAGAUGUACAACCCGAACAUGGUGUCGCGCCGCGCCAUGGUCGACUACUGGGUGGCAAGGACUUGCCGCGGCGCGGCUCGCGAGCGACGCGAGGGCCUCUUGCCGUACGAGAACAUCACGACGCCCAUCGAGUUCAACGCGUCCACGUUCAUUUUCCGGACGUUCGGCUCGUCCUUCAGCAACCUGCGAGUCAUCGCGGAACGACCCGAAGUCGCGAGCAAGAACCACGCGCGGUUCUCGGCCAACAAGAUCCAGCUUAUCCUUGCGUACGCGGACCGCAUCCUGUCGGACGAGAUGAUCGACUACCUCGACCAGUGCGCCAUCAACGCAUACGAUACCGCACAGAUCGUCACCAAUCCGUACCGCUCGUUCGGAGAGAUGCUGAAGCUGGUCUGGAUCACCCUGCUGCACGAGCUGCUGUGCUCGUACACGCUUGCCGAGAAGGAGGAGUGGAAGAAGAACUCGCCGCUCUUCUGCAGUCUCGCGAAGGACAUCCAGAAGCUCGCCAAGCAUCUCUUCCUUGCCGGUCAGAAGGACAUACAGGUGAAGGCUUACGAUGCGAGCGAACAGGAACAGAAGGACCACCAGUACACCUGUGUGCACCGAUUCCGCGCCAGCGUUCAAACGGUGGCCACGUGUGUGGAGAUCUUAGUUUGGGCCGAGGUGGAUGAGAACGGCGCCGACCUGCUCUGCGGCAAGCUCAGCGAGAAGCUCCAAGCGGCACACGGUCUCAAACUCGCACUCGAUUUUCGUACAGGUCACCUGCCCAUCCUCAUCAGCUGCCUGGAUGGCGUCAGGACGCUGGCCGAGAUGUUCCCACUGAUCGUGGACGGCUGCAUGCUGGCGGCGCGCGAUUUCCUCGGUGCUCCAGCGCCCGUCCUGCUCAAGCUGUACCAAUGCAUGGAAGAGCUCGUCAGCGGCGACAACGCUGGCGUCAGGUCCAUCUGUCAGGCGGCCCUCAGACAGGUACGCGAUGCAGGCAUCGACUGUCUGUGUGGAGUGCUCCGAGUGGGCAUUGAGCGCGACCCCGAAAUUGUUCAGGCGUACCUGGCCUCUGCCUCAAACAGACUCUUCCAGGCUGAAAUAAGCGGUGGCGAAGGAGCCCUGAUAGCCAUCAACACGGUGAUGGCGUUGGGCAAGAUGGCGGUGGCACUAAAGGGCACGCCGAAGACGGAAAAGUCGGUGUUGCAGUUCUUCCAGCAGCGCUUCUGCAAACCUCCUUCGACGCUGGACACACUCAUCGUGGACCAGAUGGGUCGCAUGCUGGUCGCCAAGGUGGACCGGACCGUCCGGGACGAGAUCAUGAAGAUGCUGACCAUGGUCACGCUGGUCUCCAACUCCGUGCAGGCCAAGAUUGCGGACUCCGACGUCAAGUUUCAGGGCUACAAGCACGUAGCCUUGCCCGUCAUCAAGGUUCUUGUCAAGGUGGCCUCGGGCAUCGAAGGCUCAGACGAGCAGCUUGAGAUGCUCAGUACGCUUCUCGAGCUAUUCGUGCAGAUCGGACUUGACGGUUGUCGCUACUGCGAGAACCAGCUGGCCUUCAAGGACUCUGGCUGCGCCGCCAACAUGGGUGUCCUCAUACCUGUCAUCUCGGCGUUGGUUCAACGCAUGGACCCCGUCGUGGGUGCCAAGCCGCGCAUACACAAACUUUUCUGGGACUUCUGGCUGUACGCCUCGCUCAUGGGCUUCACUGUGCUGUCCGGCGUGUGGCCCAUCGACUGGUACUACGGCACCGCCGACAUCGCGCUCAAGUCGCCCAUCCUGGUAUGCAAGGAACACCUGAGGCCCAUCCUGCAGUUCAACAACCCCGUGCGUCACGAGACCGCAGCCAUCGUCGACCUCAACGACGUCAAAUUCCAGCUUCUCAAGGAACUCAAGGGAGGCACCGAGAUCAGCACCAUACUGUACAAGAUGAACUUCAUGCAGGCCACCUACCUGCUGUCCGUCAACGACCUGGAAGCCCUGAGGAUCCAGAACUCGGUGACCACCAAGACGCCGUACCAGACCAUCAUGCAGUACCUCGAGUUCCCCCUCAUACAGAAGGACAAGGGGGGCAUGUUCAUUUGCAUGUCGGCCGUUGCCGAUAAGGUCUUCGAAAUGUUCCUCGACGUGAUGCAGGACAAGCCCAAGCACGAGGAUCGUGAGGCCGAACUGGAGGAGGCGUUUGUCUUCCUCCUCGUGAAGUUCGUCGACCCCGAAAAGCAGAUACGGCGCGUGGCCGACAAGUUCAUUUCGAAUUUCAUCGAUCGCUUCCCACAUUUGUUGUGGAGCCGCAAGGUCCUCUGGGCCAUGCUGGACAUCUUGCAGGCGCUGGCCUACUCCCUGGAGCUGGACCCCAACGAAACUGGUCAAGAGGUGAUCGUCCCCUUCACUCCGUACUCAAUCACACUAACCGACACCAUGGAGGGCCGAGAGACCAUAGUUCGCGACCUGGCCGCCCACUGCCAGGGUAUCGUUCAGGAGGCCGUCAAGUGGGCGCCCAUAGCGACGCGCUCCCACCUACAAGAGUACAUGGUCACCAACUCGGAAUUGGUCGAAGCGCUGACCCAGCAUACCGGCGUGGGUCUGGCCAUCGAAAGCAUCAUGCUUUUCGCCGGCCUCAACGCGAGUUCCUCGCCGCAGUCUACUUCCCUCUUGGAAAGGUGGCCGGCUUGCGUAAAGAAGGACUACUCCGAGUUUGUCUGCUCCAUGGAGAUACGCUGCCGGUAUUCGGGAGAAGUGGCAGGCCUGCUCAUGAGCUCCAAGAACACGGAGUACACGCGGAAGGAGCUCGCGGCCAAGCUGCUCAACCAGCUCCACACCAGCUGGAAGACGUCCAACAAGAAGCUCCACAAGCGGUGCAUAUUUCGCAUAUGCGCCCUGUUGGUCAGCAUGAAGGGCCUGGACCGGAGGCUACUCCGGGCCCUGUGCUGGUCGCCCGUCGAGUACUUCUCUGAGGAGCCGACGCGCAAUGCCAUCUACUGUUGGCAGUGGUUCCUGGCGGCCAAGCCCGAACAGGAACUUCGCUUCCUGCACGAGAUGUCCAACGCGUGGCUGGCCACGGUCGAGCGAGAGCUGGGCCUCUUUUCCAAGGAUCCGGUGCAGACAGACCCGUGUGCCGUAGGCGAGAAGAGCGACUUGCGCCCGAAGUCUCCUUACAUCGCGCCACACGAGGUGUGGGUCAACUUCAUUGUCGAGAAGAUCGAAUCGGCAAAGUUCAGCAGCCAGGCCGAGAUCGAGAUAUUCACCAACCUUUUCUACCGGUCCUUCUCGCCCACCAUCGGGGACGAAAAAUUCAGCUGCCGCCACAUAUCGGUGGUGGGAACGAGGUUCAACCUGCUGAGCAGCGCCGUGUCGUUGCUGCAGAGCGACGCCGACGCGCUGAGUAGCCAGAUGAUCCGCAGCAUCCUCAGGGAGCGCAUCUACUCCGCCUGCCUGGACUACUUCUGCGGCCCGCAGUCAUUCCCGACCGAACGCGGAGGCAAACUUCGCGAGAGCAUCCUCAUGAUGGUGAAGUUCUGGAUGGCGAUGCACAACGACAAAAAGUUCCUGCGCCGCACCAGUUUCGGCAAGGAUAUUGUGGGCAACCAGCUGUCCAAUCGCAGCCAAGGGUCGUCGGCGGGCAGCACGGCGACUGAGAGCGGCUACACGCAGGCAGAUUCGUUCCCAACGACGCCCGCCGGUUAUCAGCAGCAGGGUUACAGCCGGCCGUCGACCGAGAGCUCGUCGACGACUACCCGACAGACGACCACGACCACGACAACGUCGCGGGAGAUGCGCGAGACGCCGCUCGUCUCGGACUCGGCGUACGCCAAGGAGUACCUGCGAAAGCGGUCGCUCAUCCUGGCGCUGCUGUCGGUGGAGAUCGAGUUCCUGAUCACGUGGUACAACCCGCUCUCGCUGCCCGACCGGGUCGUGCCCGGCGAAGAGAUCAUCAGCGCCUGGAGGAGCCAGCACAUCACUGAGAGGGGCUGGGUUGACAUGGUCCAGUGCGCCUGGAACCUCUCGCCGUUGCUGGCCGUCUACCUGCCCAGUCGCUUUCGGUCGUCCGACGCCCUUCGCAGCGAAGUCACCAGACUGGUCCAAGCGAACCCGGACCUCGUGUGCCACAUACCCGAGGCCCUGCAGUACAUGGUCACGCCCGACUUCGUGCUCGAGGACAACCCGGACUUGUCCUAUUUGCAGGCCUGGGCACCGGUGUCGCCCGUCAAAGUGCUCGCCUAUUUCUCGCGCCUCUACUCACCGCACCCGAUCACAGCGCAGUACGCCAUCCGGGUGCUCUCGGCGUGCCCUCCGGACGUGCUCAUGUUCUACAUCCCACAGCUGGCGCAGGCCGUGCGCUACGACACCAUGGGCUACAUCCGAAACUUCAUCAUCACGUCGGCGAACAUCAGCCAGCUGCUGACGCACCAGUUCAUCUGGAACAUGCGCACCAAUAUGUUUCGCGAUGAGGACGGCCAGGAGAAGGACGUCGACCUGUACGAGGUGUUCAACUCCAUGAUCGACUCCAUGGUCAGCAACCUGUCGGGCAAGGAGAAGCUCUUCUACGAGUCCGAGUUCGACUUCUUCACCAAGAUCACCGCCAUCUCCGGCGUGCUGAGACACUUUCCAAAGGGUCCGGAGCGCAAGCGGGCCUGCCUCUGCGAGCUGUCCAAGAUUAAGGUUGAGCAAGGGUCGUACCUGCCUUCCAGCCCGGAGGCGAUCAUUGUGGACAUUGACUACGCGUCUGGUGCGCCCAUGCAGAGCGCCGCCAAGGCGCCCUUCCGCGCGAAAUUCAAGGUGCGCAGCGUGGGCAUCGAGAAGGUGCAGGAGAUCGCCACCGCGGGAUACAAGGACCUGCGUGACGCCGGCUAUUUCACCGCCGCGGACCUGCGCAGAGAGCACUGGCAGGCCGCCAUCUUCAAGGUAGGCGACGACGUGCGACAGGACAUGUUGGCGCUCCAGGUCAUCGCGCUCUUCAAGAACGUCUUCAGCAUCGCCGGAAUCGACGUGUACCUGUUCCCGUACCGCGUGGUGGCCACGUCGCCCGGCUGCGGCGUCAUCGAGUGCGUGCCGGACACCACGUCGCGAGACCAGCUGGGCCGACAGACCGACAUCGGCAUGUACGAGUACUUCCUGCAGAAGUACGGCGACGAGUCCACGCGCGGCUUCCAGGAGGCGCGAAGCAACUUCGUCAAGAGCAUGGCCGCCUACAGCGUCGCCAUGUUUCUCCUGCAGGUGAAAGAUCGUCACAACGGCAACCUGCUUCUGGACGAAGACGGCCACAUCAUCCACAUCGACUUCGGCUUCCUCUUCGAGAGCUCUCCCGGCGGCAACAUCGGCUUCGAGCCGGACAUCAAGCUGACCGAGGAGAUGGUCAUGAUCAUGGGAGGCAAGCAGGAGGCCGAGCCGUUCAAGUGGUUCACCGAACUUUGCGUGCGCUGCUUCCUGGCCGUGAGACCGUUUCGCGAGGACGUGGUCACCCUGGUCUCCCUGAUGCUGGACACCGGUCUGCCCUGCUUCCGAGGACAGACUGUCCGGCUGCUCCGGCUGCGGUUUGCGCCCACGGCCACGGAGCGUGAGGCCGCGGCCUUCAUGAUAAAAAUCAUCAACGACUCGUACCUCAACAUCAGGACCAGGACGUACGACAUGAUCCAGUACUACCAGAACCAGAUCCCGUACUGAGGUCUUUACCAGUACCAGGAACGAUGUGCCGGUUGAGGAAGGUGAA
Molecule: messenger RNA, 6396 nt
Organism: Rhipicephalus sanguineus (brown dog tick)
Lineage: Eukaryota; Metazoa; Arthropoda; Arachnida; Ixodida; Ixodidae
Product: phosphatidylinositol 4-kinase alpha-like
Exons: 16
Coding region: 72-6350 (2092 amino acids)
Biological process (GO): phosphatidylinositol phosphate biosynthetic process; phosphatidylinositol-mediated signaling
Cellular component (GO): plasma membrane; cytoplasm
Molecular function (GO): 1-phosphatidylinositol 4-kinase activity
Source: RefSeq, a predicted model, not a curated record